This is a messenger RNA of Nasonia vitripennis (jewel wasp), 1732 nucleotides long. RefSeq lists its product as uncharacterized. Gene Ontology annotation, biological process: positive regulation of TORC1 signaling; cellular response to amino acid stimulus. The record is from RefSeq and is a predicted model, not a curated record. Lineage: Eukaryota; Metazoa; Arthropoda; Insecta; Hymenoptera; Pteromalidae. Gene Ontology annotation, molecular function: guanyl-nucleotide exchange factor activity. Gene Ontology annotation, cellular component: cytoplasm; lysosome; Ragulator complex. The transcript is spliced from 3 exons. The coding region runs from base 390 to 1469 and encodes 359 amino acids.
CGGCAUCUUCGAGAGACAGCAGGGAUCGGGACAACCGCGCUCAUCCCGACACAGGCCUGGACAAGGACCGCGAGGACAACCCAGCGGAGGACAGGUCACGUUGCAUACCUCGGGUUCGAGCUGUCUGUAAAAUUUAAGAUAAGUAUCUCAACGAGAUUACAACGAGAAUCGAUUCUGGAAUAAACGACUCAUUGUAUCGAAUUUCCUGCGAUAUAUCUAGAUACAUUGCAUAACCUAUAACCGAUAUUUCUAAAAGCUUUGUUUAAUAUUGUGCGCAUUAAAAGUGAUUCGUUUUCAUCAUUUAUUAAAAGUAGAAACGUUUGCUUUUUUCAAACCUAGCUGAGACCUGAACGAAACUAUAAGUACAGAGCCUGUGGCUAAAGUAUAAAAUGGGGCGACGUUAUAUUUACAGCAAAAAACGACGUGUAAGAAAAGUUCCAAAUAAUGUAGUAUUAGAAUUUGAAAAUGAAAAACAUUUAACAACUAAUUAUGUUCAUGAAACGCAUGAAACAAAAAGUGUACAAGCUCAUUCACGCACCGUUAAUCUUGACUCAGAACUAACAUUACCUCCUUCAACACCUACGAUAUCAUCAGAUAAUCGUCAUCUUGUUGGACUACACAAAAAAUCACCUAAUGGCGAUAACAGAUUUCUAGUAAAUUUGGAACAUCCUAUGACUUUGAAUUUAAAAAAAAAUAGUAUAGUAAUGGAGCAUCCAGAUGAUGAGGCAGAAAAACGACUGCACAAAAAUGAGUUCUGCAAAGUAGGUGAUACAGAAAUAAAACCAGAGGUAUUAAACAAGACAAUAUUAAACAAAAUAAAGAUAGAACCAUUGAAAAAAACUUCAAGUCCAAUAGUGAACAGCAAGACUAUUAGCCAAAUAGUGACUACAAAACAUUCAAGCAAUGUGAUAAAAAAUAAUCGAACUUUUAUACUAGUUUCAAAGACAUCUCUUGAUGAUAUAGAAAAGAAUCCUAUAAAUCUAAUACCUAAUGCAAAUUUGAAACAAAUAUCUUUCAAAACACUUGGAGCAAGGCUAUCAAAUUCUCAAAUGAAAAAUGUUAUAGUUCAACAUAAGCCUGUGCUAUUACCAAAAUUAGCAUCUGCUACCAGUUUAAAUCCAAUUGUAUGUGUAAGAGCACCAGACAAAGGAUUACAAGCUUCUGGGAAUGUUCAACACAAAUCUAUUCCAAAUAAAUUAACAUUUGCUUCUAUUUCAAACCCAAUCAUGUGUAUACAAAAAUCAGAACCACCAUCUAAUAGAAAUAUUUUAGUUCAAAAGCACAAAAUUGUCAAUAAUGUUGAAAAAAAAACUUUAGAUAUAAAUGUUUUAAAUGCAAUUUCUGAUGAAGAUACCAAAAGAGUGUACCCAGUAGCUUUGAAAGCAAAUAAUUUUAAGGAUAAUGGUGUUCUUGAAAUUUUCUCAAAUGAUGUUGACAGUGAAAAUGAGAUGCACAUACUAGGGAUUUAAGGCAUAAAUGCUUAUAAAAUAAAAUGAAAGACUGUUUGAAGUAGAAUAAUAAUAUAUGAAUAUUGUAAAUAAACAAAUACUAUCUAUUAAUUCUAAAUAAUUCGCAUACAAUUGUUGUGCAAGAGUUUGUAAACAAGAGUAAAUGCAGAAAAAUAUUUUGUAUAUAAUAAGUUUCCUUAAAUGUUGCCUUGUUGGAAUUUUCUUUUGAAAUUGUUUUAUUAAAAACAUUUAUAUCGUUUAAUAAAUGUUUAGUAACAAUAUGA